Messenger RNA from Cygnus olor (mute swan), 1957 nucleotides. RefSeq names its product ras homolog family member G (gene RHOG). Gene Ontology annotation, biological process: small GTPase-mediated signal transduction; establishment or maintenance of cell polarity; cortical cytoskeleton organization. The record is from RefSeq and is a predicted model, not a curated record. The transcript is spliced from 2 exons. Gene Ontology annotation, molecular function: GTPase activity; protein kinase binding; GTP binding. Gene Ontology annotation, cellular component: cytoplasmic vesicle; cell cortex; cytoskeleton. The coding region runs from base 8 to 775 and encodes 255 amino acids. Lineage: Eukaryota; Metazoa; Chordata; Aves; Anseriformes; Anatidae.
AGAUUUUAUGAGUUUCCUCUUUCUCGUAGCUGGGGCGGGGGCCGUGCCACGCUGCUCUCACGGGGCUGGCAGAGGAGCAGCCCCGCGGGACGCUGCGCAUGGGGACAAUGGGGACAGCGCCCCGCAGACCCAGAAUGGGGACGGACGGCUCCCUGCUCGGUUGCUGAAGGCAGACACGGAGGACGCUGAGGCCACCGGGAUGCAGAGCAUCAAGUGCGUGGUGGUGGGCGACGGGGCGGUGGGGAAGACCUGCCUCCUCAUCUGCUACACCACCAACGCCUUCCCCAAGGAGUACAUCCCCACCGUCUUCGACAACUACAGCGCCCAGAACACGGUCGAUGGCAGGACUAUUAACUUAAACCUCUGGGACACGGCCGGCCAGGAGGAGUACGACCGCCUCCGGACGCUUUCCUACCCCCAGACGAACGUCUUCAUCAUCUGCUUCUCCAUCGCCAGCCCGCCCUCCUACGAGAAUGUCAAGCACAAGUGGUACCCCGAGGUGUGCCACCACUGCCCCAGCGUGCCCAUCCUCCUCGUCGGCACCAAGAAGGAUCUGAGGAAUAACCCCGAGACCAUGAAGAAGCUCAAGGAGCAGAACCAGGCGCCCAUCACCACCCAGCAGGGAAUCAGCCUCUCCAAGCAGAUCCACGCCGUCAAGUACCUGGAGUGCUCCGCGCUCAACCAGGAGGGCAUCAAGGAUGUCUUCACGGAGGCGGUGCGAGCCGUGCUCAACCCCACCCCAGCCAAGCCCAAGAAGCCCUGCGUCCUCUUGUGAGGGGCAGCCCGGGCGCAGCGCCAGCCCAGCCAGAGACGCUCCUGCCCCGGCCCCGCCGCUCCCCGGGCACUGCCCAGCGCUGCAGGACCCUGCCAGCAUCUCCCCGCUGCCCCGGCUCCGAGCACCCCUGGCUCCGAGCAGCCCGGAUCUGAGCACCCCCAGCUCCGAGCACCCCGGAUCUGAGCACCCCGGCUCUGAACACCUCCAGCUCUGAGCACGUCCAGCUCCGAGCACCUCCAGCUCCGAGUACCCCGAUUCUGAGCAUCCCCAGCUCCCUCCAAACACCCCCAGCUCUCAGCACCCCAGCUCUGAGCGCCCCUGGCUCCCUCCAAACACCCCAGCUCUGAGCACCCUGGCUCUGAGCAUCCCCAGUUCCAAGCAUACCCGUCUCCAAGCAGCCCCAGCUCCCUCCAAACACCUCCAGCUCUGAGCACCCCCAGCUCAGAGCACCCCAGCUCCCUCCAAACACCCCCAGCUCCGAGCACCCCAGCUCAGAGCACCCCCAGCUCCCUCCAAACACCCCAGCUCUGAGCACCCCCAGCUCUGAGCACCCCCAGCUCCGAGCACUCCAGCUCCGAGCACCCCCAGCUCCCUCCAAACACCCCGGAUCCGAGCACCCCCAGCUCCAGGCUCACUGCCUCCCGUGGUGCUCAGCAGGGCCGAGGGCUGCCAGCCCCGAGCUGUCACAGUCCGAGCGGCACUGAGCACUCCGCACUACCUGCCCAUUUGCCCUGGGGCCGGCCGGGCUCCCUGCUGCCCCCAUGGGUCCUGCACCCCCUCCGGCCCCAUCCUCAUCCCUGGCUGUCAGCGUUCGCUUUCGGGUGACGCCUCUGCAGUGCCGGCACAGAGCAACGCUUCCUGAGAAGGGGAUGCCCGGGGGAGCUGAACCCCCCCGGCUCCUGCCUGGGCACCCAGCCCCACGGGGACCCCGCAGGUGCCCGGGGUCCGUCCUGCGUGGGGCUCCCGGGGUGGGCACGGCAUCGCCGCUCCCCGCGCACCAGCACUGGCGUCAUGCCGCCACGGGAGCCCGGCCGCGGCGAGAGCGGAGCUGGCACAGGCCCUGGGGAGGGUUUUGUCCCCCAGGACCCCGGUGACGAAGAACUGCAAAUGGCAAUGGGACCUGCCUGCGACGAGCUCCUCGCCGAGUUGCUUUUCCGUGAAUAAAACCAGCCCUGCCCAGGC